Molecule: messenger RNA, 246 nt
Organism: [Torrubiella] hemipterigena
Lineage: Eukaryota; Fungi; Ascomycota; Sordariomycetes; Hypocreales; Clavicipitaceae
Source: the annotation of a GenBank genome assembly
AUGGCUACUCUCAAAUACGCCAAAGAUCAGCCUGCUGGCUUCACCAACCGCAUUGAACGUGUUGCCCUCGUCGGUGCUGGCGGUAAUGUUGGCUCACACAUGGCUGAAGAGCUUGUCAAGACAGGAAAACAUACCAUGUCCGCCAUUACGUGCAUUGGGAGCAAAAGCAUCCUUGUGGAUGGCGUCCAUUCCGUCCCAGUAGACUAUGAAAACGAAGAUUCGCUAGUCGAGGCCCUGCGUGGCUAG